GACCCUGCAGGUGCAGCAGAGAUUUUUCAGUAAUGUGCAGUGCAGUCGCGUUCACAGGAGCGCGAGGGCAGCUGCUACAGCGUCCCUCUCGCGCAGCUGCUCCGCUAUAUUCUAAACACUGAUCGCGAUUUCGGAAACAAAAACAUUGUCUGGGAUCAUCGUUCCUGGCUUCUCCGCGACGCAACGCAGCAUCGCUCCUCCUCAUCACCGGCGCAUCCAGCCGACAUGGCCUCAUCCGUGAGCGGAACGGAGGAAGUACGCGUGUCGGCGUUGACGCCCCUGAAGUUGGUGGGUCUGGUGUGUAUUUUCCUCGCGCUGUGCCUGGAUGUUGGGGCCGUGCUGAGUCCGGCGUGGGUCACCGCGGAUGACCAGUACCACCUGUCCCUGUGGGAGUCGUGCAGGAAGCACGCUGCCUCCGCGGACUGGCUGUGCGACAGCACGCUGGGGCAGAAAGGGACCGACUGGCAGAUUGCCACAUUGGCUUUGUUGUUGGGUGGAGCGUUCCUUAUCCUCCUUUCCUUCCUGGUGGCCCUGGUGUCUGUCUGCAUUCGCUCCAGGAGACGCUUCUACCGACCGGUUGCUGUUAUGCUCUUUGCCGCAGUGGUCCUACAGGCCUGCUGUUUGGUGCUGUAUCCCAUCAAGUUCAUCGAGACCAUCAGUUUGAGAAUAUACCACGAGUUUAACUGGGGCUACGGUCUGGCCUGGGGAGCCACCAUCUUCUCCUUUGGAGGAGCGAUUCUCUACUGCCUAAACCCCAAGAACUAUGAAGAUUACUACUAAACAUGCUACAACACCCACAAUGCACUUCAAUGUCCGCUUCACUGAUGUGAUAGCAGCUCAUGCACUGAACGUUAGUUCGGAACUGACCCUUGACUUUGCAAACACACACAAAGACCCUUAAUAUGCAGGACAAUGCCGAGCUGUUAGAUACAUAGAUUAUAAUUAUUUUUCCCUCAGAUUACUCUAUCACGCAGUUAAACCCCACCAUCAAACUCUCAUUCUUUUUCUGUAUGUCAUCUCUCUCUCUUCUCAUGUCAGUCUAACACCUCUGAUCUUCUUCUGACUGUCAGAUGAGCAUCUAUGUUCACAGGAAUACUGCCAGUCUGUGAUGUAAUCAGUGGGGAACCUCCAUCUGUGGUGGGAUCUGAAACAAGGCAGACAGAAGUCUACAAUUCUGACAGAAUAAAACUGUCAUGAUAGACGUGUCUUGAGACCUGAAAGAUUCAAAAUAGAGGGUUUAAAGACUAAAUUAAACUGGUUAGAAUGCACCCGAAAACAUAAAGUUUAAAAAUCAUGCAGCUUGAAAUAAGAAACAGUGUUAUUGGUACAGUAAAGUACUAAUCAGCCAAACUAAAGACAUCUGUGUAAUUGUAAACUGGUUAAAAAAAUCUUAUGCUUAAGGUGUGUCACGCUUGCAAGAUUUUGCAGGCAAAAAAAGAUCCAAUGUCAAAUAGCUUUAAGUCACGUUCAAACCAAGCAGCUUUGUGUUGGUCAGCGUGGGGAAUUUGUGUAACCGACUUGAAUACGAGGAAAAUCUGCUUCAUGUAAAACUCACGAUUGCACAGAUUCCUAUUGAAAUGAAUGGAUUUCGGCACAAAAUUUCACUGAUCAACAGUAAAUUUUAGUAAUGGUUAAAAAAUGAUUACAUAACUUUCGAAGGCCCAUUGUCUACUGUCAAUAGUGUAGUGAUGUAUGAAGCACGACACACACAGAAAUCACUUUUAAACCAAGAAACGUUCUGUUUGCCGAUGUGGCAAAUUCACAUGACCAAUUUGAAAAAGUUGCGAAAUAUUUCACUCUCACGUGAAAUUCUCAUUUGCUUGGAUUUCUAUUGAAAUUAUCAUUUUUAAUUCGAAAACAUUGUGUUGGUCAAUGUGGCGAAAUCACAACCAAUUUGAACCCAUUGUAAAAUUCCACACUCCCAUGAAAUUUCCCUUUAACCACACAAUGUGACCACACCUUUAUCCAUAGAUGUGCAUCCAAGCAUAAUUGCUCUCAUAAAACACUAAGAAAAACUGAUGUUACUUUAAGCACAGAUCAUGUACAUAGCACAUGAAUUGUCACCAUAUUUGUGCACAUCUGGAAACAUACGCAUAUCUCUCAUUCAGUUUAAAAGGGAUUUGGUAGAAGAUACUUUACAUUAUAGAAAACCUAGGUCUUGUGGUGUAACCAAGCCUUGCAUAUAGACUAGUUUUUUGACUGGUAUCUGAAGAGUGAUUAUUAGUCUUUUGCAUAAGUAUCCAAACAGGUAGUUAAAGGCAGACUGUAGGGUUGUUGUUUUUUAGCACUGUCAGUCUGUUGUGUGCAUGUUGGUGUGUCUGAAUGAGGGUGCAUGUAUCGUUUGAGUGAUUGCGUUCUUUCUGUUGGGAUUUUUCUGUCCCGAAUACAGUUGUGACAUGUUGUACUAAUUUAUAUACUAACCAAAUAAACAUAAAAAAAGAA
Messenger RNA from Cyprinus carpio (common carp), 2442 nucleotides. It is a transcript of the gene tmem47, whose product is annotated as transmembrane protein 47. Gene Ontology annotation, cellular component: membrane; cell-cell junction. Gene Ontology annotation, biological process: cell-cell adhesion. The record is from RefSeq and is a predicted model, not a curated record. NCBI's taxonomy places the organism in Eukaryota, Metazoa, Chordata, Actinopteri, Cypriniformes, Cyprinidae.